AUGGCCCAAUGUCCACACGUAGCUGCAGAUAGACCCUUCUCACACUGUUUCCUGUUAUAUUUAAUAGAAACCUUUAAUUUGAAAGCAGCUGACCGGAACUAGUGAAACUUGUUUCCACAACAUUUCUGCCUUUCCACGGACGCACAAGACCCCGAAAAAUGUCCAGCGCUAAUUUUGACGCCUCCACGCUUGUCACCAAGAUUUGGGUCGCCCUCAGACGACUCGACAAAAACGAUGACAGAGUGGUGGCUCUCCGGGAGGUGUCCAUUCCUCAAGGGGCCGACAUGUCCUCCAUUGUACAGAUCAUCGCCACCACCUUUGGCCUGACCUCAUCAGAUGUUAUAUUCAAGAUAAGAAACCAGCGCGGUUGCCUGAUCCCGCUAAACAGUUCCCUCUCAGCAAACAGCAAGCACAUGCCCUACUUGCUUGAGGUCGCCAAGAUCUUUCAGCAUGUACAUCCCAACCCAAAAAGUAUCCCCAUGACUGUGAUCAACAAGAGCAUUAAGACCAGACUGCAUGCUAUCGACAAGAGGAUUCAAAGACUUGAAGAGCUUCUGCCGCAAAUAGAACUGAGACGCCAUGAAAAACUAAGCCAGGAGAUUGCCUGCCUGAACCAGAAGCUGAUGUUUCUUCACAAGAGAAUGCAGGUGGCGGACUCGCUCACAUGGAAGGGAAUGCUUAUCCGACCGCCCCUGUGGUGAAUUGACACCUGUCAAUCAAGUCUUCCUUAUUGUGAAAAAUGUCUGAGAAUACUACUUCUAAACGUCAACCUUUGUGGAUGAAUAUGACAGUGAAGACUGACAAUCUCAUACAGUGAAAUUUCAGAUUAUGGCAUAUUGAAUGACCUG
Messenger RNA from Corythoichthys intestinalis (scribbled pipefish), 848 nucleotides. RefSeq lists its product as uncharacterized. The coding region runs from base 159 to 701 and encodes 180 amino acids. The record is from RefSeq and is a predicted model, not a curated record. The transcript is spliced from 9 exons. Lineage: Eukaryota; Metazoa; Chordata; Actinopteri; Syngnathiformes; Syngnathidae.